UUGCGUGCAGACGUGUCGACACAAGUGUACCGUGCUCUCGGAAACUAACAGUUCUCGUGUUUAAGUAAAAUAAAAAACUUUAAAUUAAAUUCUAACUGACUAUAAAGAAGUGCAGUGACAGUAUUGUUGUAAGUGUUUACUUUUUUAAUUUGUUCAGUGACUGUGGUAAACAAAAGAUGUGUUGUUUCGUACAAAGUUUGUAAACUUUUUAUUGGAUUUGUUUUGCCAGAGUAUCGUCUGGUUCUUUUUAGAAACAACACCAAUAAUGGACAUGACGUAAAGAGAGCCAAUAAAAAUGGCGCAGCUCAUAAACUUCAUCAUUCUCAUACUUAUAAGAACCAGACUAUCAAUGGCAGAAGACAUCAACAACACAGACUUGGGAGACUACAUAGAAAAUAACAAAACUGAUAUUUACGACGUAUACAAUGUAACAAAUGAAGAAAUAACUAGAACGAAUGGUCAUAGCAAAUGCAAAGCGAAGAACAAUAGUACUGCAGACAUAGAUCACUCGCAGACGAACAUAAUAAAUUCGAUAUACUUGAAUAAUAUGGAUUCUAAUUUAACGUCGAAUUUGAUUAACGAAGAGUUCUCAGUCGAUGGUAUGGAGAUCGAUGGGGUGAAUUUGUUUGAUAUUGUGAACAGUAACUGCGGUGGCGCGAAGGUGUGUCCCAGCUUUAACUGGAACUGGCCCCAUGAUAAAACUAUUACGGUGGGAUUUCUUGGAGCUUAUGCUAGCAAGAUGGUGCUAGGAGCUAUGCCCUUGGCUGUGGCGGCCAUCAACCGGGAACCGAGUCUGCUGCCCGGGUACAAACUGCGGUUUGUGGCUGCUGACAUCGGCCGGUCGCGACCACAUCUGCCAAUGGACAAGGAUAGCCUGACAUUACGGGUAAUGACACAGAUGCGUGACCUUGGAGUGGUCGCGUUCUUCGGCCCCGACGGCACCUGCCACACUGAGGCUAAGCUGGCUGCUGCGUGGAACCUGCCCAUGAUAUCACAUAAAUGUGCUGGCGCUCACGGCUCAUUCGAGAAGGGUUCUGGUCUUGGAGCCACCUUCGCUAGGACCUUGCCUCCAGCCUACAAAGCCAGCAAGUCAGUGGUGGCACUCCUGAAGGCAUUCGGCUGGUCCAAGUUCGCUAUAGUAGCUGGUGAUGACCUGACGGCUGCGGCUCAGCAAUUGGACGCUAUUAAGGAAUUAGCCCAGUCUAAUGGCAUGGUGAUCACCGCUGAGCAUCGGUUCGCUGAUUACAUCCCACGCCUGAUCUCUGACAUGGAAAGAAUUGUGGACCAAACUUAUCAUAAAACUAGAAUCUACGUGUUCUUGGGCGAACAUAUCGCGCUGGUGGACUUCGUGAAGGUCAUGCAGCGUCGUGGUCUCCUCACUGCUGGGGAGUACGCGAUAGUGGCGGUGGAUGAUGAGAUCUACGACCCCAGCACUGCUGCCAUCACACAUGCUGAACAUCUCGAUCUUGGCCAGAAUACUAGCAACGAUGUGUUGGCGUUCCGCGCUGUACUGAGACUCACGCCUUCAUUCCCGACUAAUCCACAUUACGGGAUGCUGUGUCAGAUGAUAAAGAAGAUGUCAGCAGCGCCUCCGUUCUGCGUGCCCAACUACUACCACAAGCUCUUCGAUGAUGCAUCCGUAUCCAUAGAAGCAGCUCACCUUUAUGAUGCAGUGACGCUGUGGGCGCGAGCAGCGACCGCAGUGAUGCAGUCCGGACUGCCACCGACAGAUGGCGCCACCCUCAUGCAACUCCUACGUCCCACUACUUACAGAUCUGUACAAGGAUUUGACGUAAACAUGGACAGCGCAGGUGAUGCUGAAGGGAACUUCACAGUGAUAGGUCUGGUGGCAAACUCCAGUGUACCUGGUGGAUGGACUGCCCAGCCGGUCGCCACCUUCCGAUAUGUCAACGCAUCAGAUUUUCUACCGGAACUAGUGGGAGCAAACAACGUAGCCUGGAUUGGAGGAAGCCCACCAGUUGCCGAGCCAGAGUGCGGUUUCGACGGCAUCAAGUGCUCCUUGCCACAUGAUCCUGGAGUGCUGGCAGCAGCUGCUGCAGUCGCUGCAGCCGCCAUAUUGGCUGCAGCACUCCUCGUGCGUCACUACAGAUAUGAGCAGAAACUAGCUUCAGUGCUGUGGAGGAUCGAGGCUAAGGAUCUGACCAUCAUACCAGCGUAUAACGCGCAGACCACUGAUAAGGUAGCGUGUGAUACGUCAAUGCAGCAUGACAUGGAGACGCGACGAGCUCACACCACCAUAGCCAUGUACAAGGGCAACGUGGUGGCCAUCAAACGCCUGCAGAAGAAGAGCAUUGACGUCACCAGAGCCAUCAAGAAGGAAUUGAAACAGAUCCGUGAGCUUCGCCAUGAGAACCUGACGGCCUUCGUUGGCGUCUGCGUAGAGAGUGGAUCAGCUUGCAUCGUCUCCGCCUACUGCUCCAGAGGAUCCCUGGCCAGGGUCCUCGCAGACAGGGACCUUCAUCUAGAUGACAUGUUCGUCGCCAGCCUGGUAGCUGAUCUUCUUCGGGGACUGAUGUACCUUCAUGAUUCAGCGCUGAUAUCCCAUGGAAAUUUGACGUCCAGUAACUGUUUGGUCGACAGCCGAUGGGUACUGCAAAUAGCUGAUUAUGGAUUGCAUAAUUUGAAAUAUGGCUGCUCCGACGCAGAAGACGCCCUACGAAUGGAGCGUCGUAUGCUGUGGAGGGCGCCUGAACUUCUGAGGGAUCCGAAUCCAAACCCCAGAGGAUCACAGAAAGGAGACGUGUAUUCUUUCGGCAUCAUUUUAUAUGAGAUCCUUGGAAGAAACGGGCCUUGGGGAGACACGAACCUUACAAAUGCUGAAAUCAUAGGUAGAGUCCGGCAUCCAAUAGGCGGCGUGUUAUUCCGACCACCACUGGGCGGGCUGGUGGCUCGUCCAGCGGUGCUGGCGGUGCUCAACGCGUGCUGGAGCGAGCGCCCUGAACGUAGACCCGACCUCAGGCUGGUUCGCGUCAGGUUGAAGGACAUGCAUGCGGGCAUGAAAACCAACAUAUUCGACAACAUGCUGGCGAUGAUGGAGAAGUACGCCUCGAACCUGGAAGCCAUCGUCGCAGCCAGGACGGAACAGCUGUUGCAGGAGAAGAGGAGAACUGAUGACCUGCUCAAUAGGAUGCUGCCCAGAACUGUAGCAGAAGCAUUGAAGCGUGGAGAAAGGGUACAGGCAGAGAGCUUCGACUGCGUGACGAUAUAUUUCAGUGAUAUCGUCGGAUUCACCAAGUUAGCGGCUACUAACACCCCUAUGCAGGUCGUGGAGAUUCUGAACGACCUGUACACCUGCUGCGAUGCCAUCAUAUCAUACUACAAUGUUUAUAAGGUUGAGACAAUAGGUGACGCCUACAUGGUGGUGGGUGGUCUACCGGAGAGGUGCUCCCGACACGCUGCUGAAGUAGCCUCCUUAGCUCUGCAUGUGCUGGAUGCGGUGCCCAAGAUCAGGUCCCGACACAUGCCUGCCGCCCGACUGCAUAUUAGGAUAGGUAUACACAGCGGCCAAUGUGCAGCAGGAGUGGUGGGAGUGAAAAUGCCAAGGUACUGUCUUUUCGGAGACACAGUCAACACUGCAGCCAGGAUGGAAUCCAGUGGAGAGCCUCAGAGGAUCCAUGUCAGCCAUGACACCUACCUCCUCCUCAAACAACAUGGCGGGUACCAUUUCAAGGAGCGAGGAAUUGUUAAUAUCAAGGGCAAAGGAGAGAUGAGGACAUGGUGGCUAGUAGGAGAAGACCAUGAGAGAAGAAAAAACACCAUGAGUAGAUUCCAACCAGGUCUACUCCGCAACAUGAACGAAGAGAGCGAAGACUUAUGGGGGCUGAACCGGUCCAUCCUCAACAUCAGAGACAGGGCUCGUCUCUCCUGCGGUGGUCUGGCAGGACCUGGCUCCGCCCUAUCCUCACCAGGUCCACCCGCCUGUGACUGCUUCAUCCCCAACAGGGACCACCACUCAGCUCCUGUAGUACUCUUCUGCGACGAAUGACGUUAACUAAGCUCCCUCCAAUGUUUCUGGUUAAAAAACGAUUGUGAGAUUGACGAGAAGACUUUGGUGGAUGAAGAUGAAGGCUGCUAUGUGGAGGAUAGUUUUAGUGACUGGAUGGUGGUGUACCAAUGUGGGGGGGAUGCUAUUGAUGAUGAUGUUGCCGGUAGGGCUCGGAAGCUGGCCGCUCUAAGGAGACUGUACUGCGCUGAUUACGAAGACGGCACGUGGUUGUAAUCGGACUGUUAGCUGUAAGAGUGUUUGUAGUUUGUAAGGAAAUUGGUGGUUGGUUAGGUCUCGUUUUGGAUUUUUUAUAUUGGCUUCUGAGGUGGCAGACUUUGCGGGUCCGCUUGAUUGAAGUCAGUUUAAUUAAGUAACAUUAUCGUAUCUGAAACCAUCAUCAUCUCAUCCCAAAACUAUUUUCAUUUUUAUAAAUAACUAUCUCCUAUCUCAUGCAUCUAUAUCUAUUUUGAUACUUAUAUUAUAAGGCUGAAAAGUUUGUUUGUUUAUUUGAAUUCGCUAAUCUCCGGAACUGCUGAUCCGAAUUGAAUCAUUCUUUUUGUCAUAUAAAUAUAAAACAUCACGCUACGAUCAAUAGGAGCAGAGCAAAGCGGAUGAAACCGUAUGGAAGUAAAUCACGACAUAACAGCUGGUAUCGAAAUAUUUUCGUUGGUCAUCAAAAUGUCAGUUUUACUUUGUUAUCUUAACAUUUCAUCCCACCUCAAUAUUGUUGGGAUUGCGUCACCUCAAUUCUGUUGGGAUUCAGUGUUUUUAUUUUUUCGUUUUAUUGAGGCCUUGUUAUUUUAUUUAACGCGUUGUUAUUUUAAUUUAUUUUUCCGUAUUGCCACGCCUACGUACGUAGUUUUACUUUUUUAUUGAAAUUGGCUAAGUAAGUCUUUGUGCCCACGUAGCAUAGCCAUUUAGGAUUUUAAUUUAUACGAAAUAUUUCUUUGCAAAGUGUUAUUAAAUUACUCAAUUAUUUAUUGGUGAACGAAAUAGAAAUAAUAAAAUAAUAAUAAUAAUAAAAUUUAUUUAUUUUCCACCAUAUUAAUACAGACAUUGGUCUUAAAACUAAGCUUAUAUAAUAAUUAAUAAUACAAUAAAUUUUGUAGUAAGUUACACGACCAGGUUUAAAACAGUUGAA
Molecule: messenger RNA, 5147 nt
Organism: Spodoptera frugiperda (fall armyworm)
Lineage: Eukaryota; Metazoa; Arthropoda; Insecta; Lepidoptera; Noctuidae
Product: guanylate cyclase 32E
Exons: 23
Coding region: 296-4006 (1236 amino acids)
Biological process (GO): receptor guanylyl cyclase signaling pathway; protein phosphorylation; cGMP biosynthetic process
Molecular function (GO): protein kinase activity; peptide receptor activity; guanylate cyclase activity
Source: RefSeq, a predicted model, not a curated record